Molecule: messenger RNA, 3163 nt
Organism: Acanthaster planci (crown-of-thorns starfish)
Lineage: Eukaryota; Metazoa; Echinodermata; Asteroidea; Valvatida; Acanthasteridae
Gene: pxmp4
Product: peroxisomal membrane protein 4
Cellular component (GO): peroxisomal membrane
Source: RefSeq, a predicted model, not a curated record
AGUACAAAUCAAGAUGGCAGCUCCUACGGCUUUGGCAGUCUUAGAGUGUAUUAAUAGGUUUUUGAAUACAAGAAGGUAUCAAGAGGCUCUAGCACUCAUUAAAGGCCUGAGAAAUGGAGCAGUGUAUGGUGCUAAAGUCAGAGCUCCACAUGCAUUGGUGAUGACAUUUCUUUUUGGAACAGGAAGCUUUCGUCAACAAAUUAUGUCUAUCCUGAGAGCAACCUACACACACUCCAAGAACCUUGGAAUUUAUGUUUUUCUGUACAAGUCAAUGUUGGCCAUUAUGCGAUGGUCAGAGGGCAAAGUGCAUCACCUCCAUCCACUAAUAGCUGGAUUCAUCGGUGGUUAUCUCAUCUUUGGAACCAAUAAUAAAGUCAACAGUCAGAUAAACAUGUACGUUCUCUCUCGGAUCCUGUUUGGCUUUGGUCGUCUUGCUGUGAAGAAGGGUGUCAUAUCUGAACCCAAACGCGACCCUUUUCCGAUAGCUGCUGCUUUCAUCUGGGCAAUAGUCAUGUGGCAGUUUGAGAAUCAUCAAAAGGUUCUGCAGCCAUCACUACAAAACUCCAUGACAUAUUUGUAUCAUGAUUCUAACAUAUGGCACAGUUUGAAGGACUUUAUCUGGCACAAUAAGUUGUGAUUGCCAUGGUUAUUCAACAGCUGAAACUGUCAAUCUCAAAUAUGAAAUUCUUGCAACCUGUUCUCAGGAUGCAACAUUUGUUGGAAUCAGGAAUUUCUUAUCAGAUCAGUAUUUUGGAUCACUUUAUGUAUUCUACAAACAUGUUGUUCUGGAGACACAGUCGAAGCCUAUUAUAUACCGUCACAUUUGGGGUCAUUUUCUCAAAUUGAAGCAUUCUAAUGUAAUAUUGAAAAAGCUCAAGGUUUGCAACUUUACCAGUGAAAUUCAGUUGGUUGUCAAAACACUCCAAUGACAUGAAGAAAAUGAAAAUUCAAAGAGGGGCUAUUUAUUAUUUACUUUGGAGGAAGUUAUUCCACUUUACUCUGCUUACUCUGUGUAUAGAAGCAGAAUAGGCAAUGAAUGAAAUCAUGAUUCAAAGUCACAUGUAGAAUGGAGACAGUUAAAGCAUUGAUUCUCAACCAACUCAUUUUACUACAUGUAGGUAAGAAAAAAGGCUGGUAAUGAUCGAUAUUACACAGCAUUCAGUAAUGCAUCCAGAUCUCAUUCAGUAAAAGGACGACGUGUUUGAGAGAUGUUAGGAUUUCCAGCUAUACACCUUUGACAUAAGAAUAACUAACUUGCACAGGGUGUCCGUUUGAGCUACUCAAAAACAGACAUAUUUAUCUUGCUAUGUCAUUUCUAUUUGUGUGUUUCUCAUGGGACUGAUUUAUAGUAGAUAAACCAUACUUUUAUCGUUCAGUAAAUUUUUCGGAAAUAAAUUUUAGUAUUUUUGGGUUUACAUUUUUGUCUAUGUCAUGUUUGAAUUUAAUGAUUCACGAAUGGAGCGCCAUGAUGUUUCACAUUAUUUUUUACGUAAAGGUCUAAUUUAUUUUACAUGGAAAUGAUGUACAGUUUGUAAAAGAAAUUAAAAUAAAAACGGAAGAGAACAUGUAUAAAAAAUAUUGUUGGUAAUGACAUGAUGUUCCUUACGUCCACUGACGGAAACGGAUCUGGACUACAGUUAUAAAAUGAUGCAGCUCAGGUCAGAGGUCACAAGCUUCAUAAUAUCGUGAUGGGAAGCCUAGUGAUGUCUUCAUAUUUUGUUGUCUGUAUCGCAACAUGUAUGUACAACAUGAGGGGGGUGAAUGCAGUUGAACUCAAUGGAUAGACAUGGUUGAGAAAAUGAAGAUUAUGACGUGGUUUUUCGUUCUGCUAUUAAAGUUGCUACCUUGUCAACGUGAACGUCAUGCAAAUCAUUCGUAAUCAAUACAGAUCAUGCUCCAUGUAAAUCCAGAUAUGGAGGGUGGGUUGGAUGGAUUCACGAAGAGUUUUGCAGUCGAUUCAUUUAUAGAAUUAUCCGAAGGUGAUCAGAUCCGAGGUGUAUAAGGUAAUUUUGAAGCCAAAUACGUGUAAAUGUUUUCCUACCGGCUUACUACACAUGUACCAUAAGGGUGAAGUUACGCAACCACCCACAAAUGCAGAUACAUGUAGAUGGUUUUGUCCGUGUACAAAUUUAUAGUUGAUAUAAGCCAUUAUGCAGACAUCAACAAAUGCAAGAAAACGGAAACAAAACACUUUCCCUGGCUACCCAAAACUUUGAAUAUGCUUAUUAUGUUGUGUUAAUGUAAGACUAGCCAAUAGGCCUACUUGUUAUAGAACUACUCAGAAACUCAGGUGGAAGUACUCUGUCAGCGUCGCGCAUUAAGCGUCCCGAUUUUGUCAAACUCCAAAUCUAAAUCGUAUAUGGCUAUAAUUAAGCUGUUACUGUAUGCGUUUAUCUUGCAAUACAAUGAAUUUAUGUUUUAUUUCUUGUAAUCUGAUUUACCAAUUCAACGUUUUGCAGCCUAAGGGCAGAAUGUACAUGUACAUUGAUUACACUUAAUACGUGAUUGAAUUAUACAAUCGAUUAAAAAGGUAAAUACUUGACGCUGAAAGAUGUCAGAAAAGAAAAAAAAAUCAUUUUACACCAAAACAACGCAAAAACGUACAAUCAGCCCUCUUUAAAUAAGUCUAUUUAUAGAUGAGCUAGAAUGUUAUCGUCGAGGUAUAAACGAUCGCCUUUUUCCCCAGCAUUUUUGGUUACCAAUUAAACUAUAUUAAUCCUAUUUGAAAAAUACACUUCGGAGUUUGACUGUAUGUGAAAUCAAAAUUCCACGAAACGCUUGCAGAACGGUAAUGGAUCCAUUAAAGUCCAUCAACGCUCUCCUGUUGUAAAAACGUAGUGGCCUGGAAUGCAGUAAUAUUUUGCACGAUUCACUGUCAGCUCGAAGGAAUUGUAAAAAACAAAAUGUUUAUAAAUUUAUAUGAAACUUGGUUGAUAUAUUAUUAGUGGUCGGGUUAGAAUAUUAAUUAUUGGCGGGUUGAAUAAUAAUUAUUCCAGUCCUGUGCUGUACUCGUUAUUGCCUCGGUAAUAUGUCCUUAAUUGUUUUUGUUUGUUCAUCCAUGGAAUAUGUUGUUUGCAUUAUGAUUAUGGAAUUAUGAAAUGCAAUGGAUCUACAGGAAAGAAGAACUUAUAAACAUUCUUAUUUCCAAGAAUAAUUAUUUAUU